Messenger RNA from Diatraea saccharalis (sugarcane borer), 4965 nucleotides. The record is from the annotation of a GenBank genome assembly. Lineage: Eukaryota; Metazoa; Arthropoda; Insecta; Lepidoptera; Crambidae.
GUAUUCCCGCCUUUUCUCGUCGAAGCUCGCGCGCGCGUUCGCAGUUUCCGAACAAAAUACGCGACGUGAAAUUAAAAAAAAAACAGCUUUUCUUAAUUCAAAAAUUUUGUAUCCACUUCGAAUAAUAAAAAUUUUUCGUGAUAUUCGGUUAUCGAAAAUGCUUUUGAUGUAUUGAUUGCGAGUAUUUGCGAGUUUCCCGAUUUAAUAUAGUUUCAGGCAGUCGCUGGGGUAAUGACGAGAAUGCGGCUUCUGUGGUGCCUUCUGGUCACCUGCGCUUUAGCAAGUGAGGAUGAAGGAAGGGCCAAGAAGCAACCAAUUGUCGUGGACGCUGUUGGAAAUACAUUACCACCACCAUCAAAUGUUCCAGCCACGGUCGGAAGUCCAGUGAAUCUAUUGACUCCAGAUCGAUAUGAAUUCUACACUUUCGAUGAGUCUGGUGAAUUAGUGAAGAGACUGAUGACCCUUGAGGAGAUUCAGGCAAUAGUGGCUGCAGGAGAAGAAGCAGAGGGUUUGGUCACUUUUGCUAAUGAUAAUCAACCAACUAUGGCUUUCAACUUUAGCCAGCCAUCUCAUAAUAAAGUACACAGUGUAGUCACAAACGUUCAAAAUGUCUUAAAAGCUCAGAUGGAAGCACAUAAAAAUAAUCCUGUAGCUCAACCUACAUUAGACACUCCUGAUGUUUCUGACUCUUGGAGUUUGAUUCUGCCAUCUAUAUUUGGAAACACAGGUCUCGAUAUUGUGCCAGAUAAAAUACCCAACAUCAUUACUCCUCCUGAGACCGAUACAUUAGAAUUUAACGACUCCAGUUUAGAUGUAGAGUCUAUGAGUAAAGAAGGAGUGCACGAUAUUUCCAGCAAUACGACAACUACUAAAACAGAUGAUUCAGUUAAUCCUGUUUUAACUUCAGUUGUACCACUUACCGAAGAAAUUAAAACUACUCCAUUAACAAUAACAUCAACAAUGAUUACAACUACGAAAAAAAAUGAUCCUAUAACCACUACACCUUCACCCACAACCUCAACUACUGUUUCUCGCCCAACGUCUACUACUACAAUUAAAACGACGACAAUAACCACGACAAAACCUACUAGAAUAACUACCACAACUAUAAAGUCAUCUACUGCAAAAGUCACGACUGCUAGACCAAUUACAAAAUUACCAACACUUACUUUAAAAGAUGUUACAACGCCUAUAACGGUUUCUUCAAUUAUAACUAGUGAAACUCAAGAUGUUUCUACAACCACAAAAUUACCUUCAAUCGUCACUAAUAAAAUACGUGCGACAACAAGUAAACCUAAAACAACAUCACCCCAAUCAACCAGUUUUAUUACAACAUCAGUGCCAAAAUCUACAUCUACAUUAACAGUUGAAAAGUAUAUUUCGAAACUAACAACAUCUAAACCUCUUACUACGAAGAAACAACAUAUUGUAUCUACAACAACACCAAAAAUAUUUGAAUUGAAUAAAAAUAUAAUUGAAGUAUUAAAUAACAACACCGAUGUCGAAAAAAAUACAGUGCAGUAUGAAAAAAUAAGUACACUAAUUCCUAUAUCUACUGUAACUGCCACAACAGAGAAAACAACACCAAAGCUACAAACUAGCAAACCAAUCGAGACAUCCAUAAAUGGGACAACAAUAAUAGUUAGUAGCACAACAGAAAGUAUUAACACGUCAUCGCAUCAAAGUCUUGGUAUAACUACAUAUAAACCAACAACAAAAGAAUUUGAUUAUAUUUCAUCUACAGCAUACAGUCAAGAUCUCGAUAAAUCGAAUACAACCACUGUAACUACUCAGUCAGUAUCACCAUCAACCACAGUGUCCUCAACUGAAUUUAUAACAGUUGGAAAUAUACAAAGUAGUGAUUUUACAGGAAAUAAGCCCGUUGAAGAAAAUCUCGGUAAUAUAAAUAAUGAACCAGACAUACCUUUAUUCGACGUUGCUCAAAGUAUAAGUCAAAUUGCUUCUGAUCUUGGAGGAAGUUAUAUGCCUUUACCCACUGUUAGCAAUUUAUUGGAUACAACAAAAUUAAAUCAGAUAGAUUUAGAAAGUAAAGAAAAUUUUGAAAUGGAAAUAAUGCCUGAUAAUGUUACCAAAAAUAUAAAUAUUUCAGAUAACAACACUGACAAUUUUGUUAAAAUAUCAACUAUAGACCCUCAUGAUAGAAACAUCAAUAAUGUUACUAUUGAAAAUAAAAUCCACAAUAAUAGUGAAAUACAAGCUGGUACAACGGAGAGCAAUAUAAUGACAUCAUUUGAAAGUACUACAAUGGAUAAAAUUUUAUCAGAGUCAAUGGGAGAUCUUUUAUCUCAAGUAGUAAAUGAAGCACCUCAAACAGUUCAAGACUCGGGUAAUAAUGUGAACUCUGUAAAUAAAGUAACUACAACAGAAAAGAACCCAGAAAGCACUACAAGUGUGAACUUUUCAGAAACUAUUACAACAACUUCCGCCAUUUUACAAACAAAUGUUGAAAGUGAAAAAUCAGAAAAUGAUAUUCCAAGUCUUGAAAAGACAACAUCUUUAGUGAUGUACUCCACUACAGAAACAUCAGAAAUUGUAAAUAGUAAAACAAAUCUUCCAGAAAAAAAUCAAAUUAAGGAAGAUCAAACUUAUGUAAAAAUAUCAGAAAUAAAAGACAAAAAUGAGUCAAUUUUUAUGAUACCAGAGAAAACUAUUUCAUUGAACAACAUGACACUGAUUAACGAGGACAAUAAAACGGAAUCUCUCUUCAAAAACACAAGUAAGAUUACGAUGUCAAAUACAACAACUUCUCCAUUACUAAAUAACGAUUCCGCUACUUUAAGUAAUAUUUCUCUAGAGCCCUUGUUUUCUAAUAAAACUAAACAUGAUAAGAACGAGUCUUCAAUUAUUAAUACUAAUGAUAACACCACUAUUAAAAUAACGGAUAGCUUACCUAAAAUUGAAGAUUUUAAAAAGAAAAUUCAGAAAGUUAAUAUUGAUGACAAGGAAUUAGUUAACGAACGCAAUAAUUCCUGGAAAUUGAUAUCUACGGUAUCACCUCCAAAAGUUAAUGUACUUAAAGAUAAAUUGAAAAAUAAUGUUAAAAAUCCUUUAAAUAAUAAUUCAAAUAAAGAUAUUGUAUUAGAUUUUUCAAAAGAAAACCAAGGUUUAGAAGUUACCACAAAAGAUCUGGAAGAAGAUAUUGCCAAAUUCUCAGAAUUAUGUAAUGAACUUGCAUUUAGGUAUUGGAAUACAAUAAUUGAGAAUAUUGAUAAACGUAGAAGUUUUGUGUUAUCACCCUACUCGAUCACUUCAAUGCUUGCCAUGAUGUUUAUGGGUGCGAGAGGUGCUACUUCCGGUGAAAUGAAUGAUAUUUUGAAACUAGAUGAUAUGGUUACAUUUAACCCACAUUUUACAUUGAAAAAUAUAUCAGAUUCAAUAGAAACUACACCCCAGUCAGGUGUAAUGGUUUCAGCUUUUAUAAGAGAACUUUAUAGUGAUAGAAGUAAAGGAAAAAUUUUAACUUUUUACAAAGAAAGGGCACAACAAUUUUAUAAUGGACAUGUUGAAGAGAUAAAUUUCAAGUUAAUUAGCGACAUCAUUAGAAGGAGAACUAACUUGUUAGUAAAAAGAUACACUUGGGGUAAAAUCUCAGAAUACAUGAAAACUAAUACGAUAACUAUGCAGCCACCAUUAGCUGCUUUUUCUGCGAAUAUUUUCCAGACCGAUUGUACCGGAUCAUCAGUAGAAGGUAGAGAUGGAGAAAUGUACUUCGUAGUUUCACCUACGGUUCGUCAAAGACGUCUUGUGCCUGUUCCUGCUGUUGUCUACAGAGGUGGUUUCUUGGCAGGUUAUGAUCCAGUAUUAGAUGCCACUGCUGCUGCCUUGGGCAACACAAACUCUAUUAUCAGUACCUUGUUCGUUAUGCCAGGACAACAAGGAAACAUUGUACAUGCUGAAGAUUUAGAGACCCUAGAACAACGUUUACUUGAUGCAAAUCCAUCAACACCAUCUUGGAAUCGCCUUUUACGAACAUUACUCCCUAGAGUUGGUCUAGAACUUCAGAUACCAAGGUUUUCUCAUAAGUCAAUUUUCAAUAUUUCUUCCACUUUAAGAUAUAUGGGCUUGAAAGACCUAUUUGAUGCAGAUCAUGCUGAUUUAGGAGGGUUAAAUGGCCCGUCUAAAGAUCUUUAUUUAUCUGACAUGAUUCAGUCUACAACAUUUGUUACUUGCGGAGAGGAUGUCAUCGGCGAACAGCACCAUGUAGAAGAAUAUCCAGAAUCCGUAGGAAAUAUUGUUAGACGACGAUCUUCGCGAUGGGCACCUGCUUGGGACGAACCUAGAGAUUACCAACGAGCCUUCCAUGACCCACACGACGUGGGUGAAGCUAUGCAUUUGCCAUUACAUCUUCGCCCAAGGCAAGCGAGGCUUCCAUCAAGGAAUGCUCAACCAGCUAGAUUAAAAUUCGACAGGCCAUUCUUAUAUUUCGUUAGACAUAAUCCUUCCGGUAUGAUUUUGUAUGUCGGGCGAUACAAUCCUAGACUCCUGCCUUGAAGUUAUCAGACAAGACUGUUAAUCUAGUGUAAUUUAAUCCUAUAAGGAAAGUGAUAAGGGGACAAUUGGUGUGUGUGAUAUAUUAGUGCUUCAUGGUUGAGCAUUUUUAUGACAGUAUUAAUUAAUAAAUGAGUGAGGGAUAUCAAAGUUGCCGUCAACAGCAUAUCUGUGUACAAAAUAAUGACGACGGUAUUAGUUUAAUUAAUGCCUGCACAGUUUGUAUUUUAAUGCAAUUACAGUAGUGUAUUUGAUGAAAUAAUAAUAGUUUCAUCUUUAAAAUAGUUUCUAUUAGAAUAAACUCGAUGUUUUAUGAUAUUGAUUUAGUAUUCAUUUAUAAAUAGUAUUCCCUGCAUUCCUCAUGAAAUUUCUUUAAGUCUAUACAUUCAGGAGUUGGUACUACUACUGGACAAUCCUGAAAAUAAGUGAUUACAAAUGUAAAAUAAAAUAUGGAAA